Eimeria tenella is the source of this 96-nucleotide messenger RNA. RefSeq lists its product as uncharacterized. The annotation marks the transcript as partial. NCBI's taxonomy places the organism in Eukaryota, Apicomplexa, Conoidasida, Eucoccidiorida, Eimeriidae. The transcript has a single exon. The record is from RefSeq and is a predicted model, not a curated record.
CAGCAGCAGCAGCAGCAGACAGAACAGCAGCAGCAGCAGCAUCAGGCAGAACAGCAGCCGCAGCAGCAGCAGACAGAACAGCAGCAGACAGAGUAG